AUGAGCGCAUCUUUGAAUUAUAAGUCUUUUUCCAAAGAGCAGCAGACCAUGGAUAACUUGGAGAAGCAACUCAUCUGUCCUAUCUGCUUAGAGAUGUUCACAAAGCCCGUGGUUAUUCUCCCCUGUCAGCAUAACCUGUGUAGGAAAUGUGCCAGUGAUAUUUUCCAGGCCUCUAACCCGUAUUUGCCCACAAGAGGAGGUACCACCGUGGCCUCAGGGGGCCGAUUUCGCUGCCCAUCCUGUAGACACGAAGUGGUUCUGGACAGACAUGGGAUAUAUGGCCUUCAGAGGAACCUGCUGGUGGAAAAUAUCAUUGACAUCUACAAGCAGGAGUCCACCAGACCAGAAAAGAAGUCUGACCAGCCCAUGUGUGAGGAGCAUGAAGAAGAACGCAUCAAUAUCUACUGUCUGAACUGUGAGGUGCCCACCUGCUCUCUGUGCAAGGUCUUCGGGGCACACAAGGAUUGCCAGGUGGCACCCCUAACACACGUGUUCCAGAGGCAGAAGUCUGAGCUCAGUGAUGGCAUCGCUGUCCUUGUGGGAAGCAAUGAUCGAGUCCAGGGAGUGAUCAGCCAGCUGGAAGACACCUGUAAAAUUAUUGAGGAAUGCUGCAGAAAACAGAAACAGGAACUUUGUGAGAAGUUUGAUUACUUGUAUGGCAUCCUGGAGGAGAGGAAAAAUGAAAUGACGCAAGUCAUUACCCGAACCCAAGAGGAGAAACUGGAACAUGUCCGCGCUCUUAUCAAAAAGUAUUCUGAUCAUUUGGAAAACGUGUCAAAGUUGGUUGAAUCAGGAAUCCAGUUCAUGGAUGAGCCAGAAAUGGCAGUGUUUCUGCAGAAUGCCAAAACCCUGUUACAAAAAAUUUCUGAAGCAUCGAAGGCAUUUCAGAUGGAGAAAAUAGAACAUGGUUAUGAGAACAUGAACCACUUCACAGUCAACCUCAACAGAGAAGAAAAAAUCAUCCGUGAAAUUGAUUUUUACAGAGAAGAUGAAGAUGAGGAAGAGGGAGAAGGAGAAGAAGAAGGGGAAGGGGAGGAAGUAGAAGUGGAAGAGGUAGAAAAUGUUCGAACAGAGUCAUCAGGAGAAGAUGAAAGUCCGGAGAAAGCCUUGGAGCCCUCUCAGCCGGCCUCAGAGCUCCAGGCUGCCCCAGGGGCACUUCCAGCUUCCUCUCCAGAGUCACCUCCAGCCCUGCCACCUGCUGCAGAUACCCCAGUGACACAGGGGGAGGUUGUCCCCACUGGCUCUCAGCAGACCACAGAGUCUGAAACUCCAGUCCCUGCAGCAACGGACACUGCGGAUCCCUUGUUUUACCCUAGUUGGUAUAAAGGCCGAACCCGGCAAGCCAGCACCAACCCACCUUCCACCCCAGGGAGCGAAGGUCUGGGACACAUAGGGCCUCCCGGUUCUGAGGACCCGAAUGUGCAGAAGGCAGAAGUGGCAGAAGCCGCAGCUGGUGAGAGGGCAGCAGUGAGUGGUAAGGAAACUAGUUCACCUGCAGCUACUUCUCAGAUUGGAUUUGAGGACCCUCUCCUCCAGGUACAGGCCGCAGCUUCAGGGAGUGGGAAUGGAGCUGAUUCUGAGCCAGCUCGUCAUGUCUUCUCCUUUUCCUGGUUGAACUCCCUGAAUGAAUGAUGUUCAUUCCAGCUGCUGCCCUUGGUCUGCCUGGCUGAGAUGCACACCAGCAGCAGGGAACCUAGAUGAAAUUAAUAUGAUGCAGGUGAUGAAAG
Molecule: messenger RNA, 1727 nt
Organism: Callorhinus ursinus (northern fur seal)
Lineage: Eukaryota; Metazoa; Chordata; Mammalia; Carnivora; Otariidae
Gene: TRIM55
Product: tripartite motif containing 55
Biological process (GO): regulation of microtubule cytoskeleton organization
Cellular component (GO): cytoplasm
Molecular function (GO): zinc ion binding
Source: RefSeq, a predicted model, not a curated record